This is a messenger RNA of Falco peregrinus (peregrine falcon), 6862 nucleotides long. It is a transcript of the gene EXD2, whose product is annotated as exonuclease 3'-5' domain containing 2. The transcript is spliced from 11 exons. Gene Ontology annotation, cellular component: nucleus; cytoplasm. Gene Ontology annotation, biological process: nucleobase-containing compound metabolic process. The coding region runs from base 3818 to 5683 and encodes 621 amino acids. The record is from RefSeq and is a predicted model, not a curated record. Gene Ontology annotation, molecular function: 3'-5' exonuclease activity; nucleic acid binding. Lineage: Eukaryota; Metazoa; Chordata; Aves; Falconiformes; Falconidae.
UUAUGUCUGUAGAGUUUUGUUGGGUUUUUUUUCUCUUUAAGAUAGUUUUUAUGGCACUCUCUGAGGUUUUAUUGCUUGCUCUCUCCUGCUCCUACCUGAGCAACACUGAAAGUAGGAGGGUUGCCCCUUCUCAGUUAAGCGGACCUCUCCUGCGGCCCCAAAAGACUGUUGGAAAUGCAGAAGAAUUUUCUUCUUACCCUUCAGUAUCAACAAAACCCCAAAAAGCAGUUGGCUGGACAGGACCCUGUCCCUCACGUGUAACACCUGGCGCCACGUAAGACAACCGGAGCGUUGUCCGAGGGGAGCACCUCUGUAGCACGGCCUGCAGUCCUGCCUUGCGCUGUCCGACCACAUCCCCCCCGCACACGAGGUGAGCCGUCCUGCGCCUGCAGCUCGGAACUUCCAGGUCUGUAUUUCCCCACAGACACAGGUGAACUGCUGGCAGUGCCUAGGGCACCUACCGUUUUCAGAAGGUGAGGAAUUAGCCUGACAGUCCUGGCCACCUUUGUGUGUAACUGCACCUGCCAGGCUCCAGGCUUUAAAAGAAACAAACAAAAAACCCUUUCUGACAUAAACUGUGGUAUCACAACAUCACUGAGUACUGGUAGACUGUUGCCAUGUUCCACUCACAGCGUUUCAAUAGAAAUUGAAAUUAUUUCAUUAUAGCAAGUCAGUUAAGUACUUUGGGAUUCUUCUUGGUUAAGGUUAUAGAAAGAAUGUGAAAUCCUAUAAACCAUGCUUUUUGGUUGACAACACUAUAGCCUUACUUUUAACAUAUAACAAAAGAAAAUGGCAAACUUUUCAGAAAAAAAGAAGUAAGAAAAUUUAUAAAAAGCAUAGAACAUUUCUUACGUGUCAACUUUUUAUAUAUAUAAAAAACCUAUAUAUGAUAUCAAUAGGUAUAAAUAUCAGUACUUAAUUACAGGUAUAAUAAUAAUUUGAGAGGAAUAUCCGGACACGUUUUGUUAACUGUUUUCUGUUAGAAUGAUAAUUAAUAAUUUUAAUAUUGAAGUGAAAACGAACAGUUAGUUGCUUCUGCAUCUGAGCUGUAUGAAGAUUUUGUUUUUCUAGUUACAGUUGUUGAUAGCCAGCUAUUGCUAUGUAACAUGUCUAGGAGGCAUUGGUAUAGAGAGGCAAAGACCCUGUCUGUCAUGAUUUGUGUUUAUAACUUUAGCUUCAGCCACAGGUGAGUUGCAGUGGUAUAAAAUAAUAUUUUAUAUCUCUUUUGCUUGCAUGCCAUGAAAUUCUGCACCAUUAAAAUUAUAUCAGAAACUGUUGCUCAUUUCUGAAUCCUUAACAUAGGUGUCAUUACAUUUUUCUACCUAUAGAUUCUAAACUGACUCCACUAGUUUGUAUUCCUUUCUCUCCUCAUAAUUUUCAUACAGAUCACAUCACCAUAUGAUUUGAGAGCCUUCCAGAAAUACAUUAUGGAAUCAUGGAAUUGUAGAAUGGUUUGGGUUGGAAGGAACCUUAAAGACCAUUUAGUUCCACCCCCCCCGCCAUGGGCAGGGACACCUUCCACUAGGCAACCUGGCCUUGAACACUGCAGCUGUUGCUUUUGUCAUAUGUGGUUUGUUUUUUCCUCUUUCCUAAAGUAUUGUUCAGGUUGGAUAUCUUUCAUUUCUGUAUUGAGAUAAAUAGGUGUAGAAGCCUUCCGUUUGAAAUGUGACAGAAUAAAAUCUCUGGUGCUUUUUCCCCAUCUUCUGGAUCUGGUCUCUAGGAAAGCUGUGUACUUACUGGACAAAUAAAAUAAUAUUAUUCCCUAAACCUCCAGUGCUAGAUUUUCAGGAAAGAUUGAACUGAAGGGUUUUUAAUCACAUUUAUAAGCAGUCAGAAGGUUUCAUGUUGUCAGAAUUUGAAAGAAAAAUAAUAAAGACUGCCAAUUGCUAAAUGCCGUAUUAUCUCAUAUGACCAUAUAGGUUAAAAAAAAAAGCAUUGGUAAGCAUUCUUUUUGCUUUCCUUUGUUUGAAUUAAUUUUGAAUAUAACACUUAAGGAAAUUAUCAUGACCUAUACUCUUAACAUCUUCCUUUGAAAAUAACAUGUUGCUGUGUUAGUAAUGCCAGAGUGCUGUAAUCUCUUCAAAACACAUACACUGUUAGCCUGAGUCAUGCUGAAGUAGCGUCAAUGAAGCAUCGUUUUCUACUUUAAUAGGAACUUUCCACAGCUUGGAAUGGAAGUAUGGAUGGUACUUUGUCAAACAGAUUUGACUUUGUCAAGUUACUCUUCUGUUGGACAUGUUAUCUCAUGGAUGCUGUACUGAGACUCUUUGAAUUUCACAGACCAAACUGGAUUGAGCCUGGCCAGACUCAAUGGGCAGAGUAACUCAGGGUGUGUUUAUGCACUGCUUGAGCAGCUUAAUUCUGUAGGAUGUUUAUAGUCUCCUCCAUGCCUCAAAAGCAGGAUGAAAUAAAGCACAAAAAAUGUUUUGAUUGGAAUUUCAACAAGUGGGCAAUAGAGAGGAGGAGUCGACUAUAAAGGAAAUGGGAGAUAACAGGGUGGUGACUUUCUGUAGAUGCUUUUGGAAAUGAAGAUGAGUAAAUAAUGUUUGAUGCAAUACAGAAGAAGGAACUAGCAGAAUGCUUCAGAAAAGAGAUGUGGUCAGGGUAAUGGUCUACAUAAACAAUCUUGGGUUGCGGUUUCAGAGUUGCUAAUUCCAGGGCUGUGCAUGGCCCAGUCUCCCAGCAGUACUAAAUUGAUUUGGAUCAGGUAUGACCAUGGUGUCACAUUGCUCUCACAUUAGCUUCUGCCCAUGCUGCAGAGUUUUUGUUCAGCUUCUGGAAGGACUGACAAUACCUGAUCUGGUUUUAAUAUCUGCUGGUACAAAAUUAUCCCUUCAGUGUUUUUUCUGAACAAAUUUGAAUUGGCAGAAUUGGUUAAAUUGCAUUAGUGGUUUCCAUUUGAUGGCUGUGGUGUAUUUGAUUAUUAAUAGGAGGCCUGCAGUCAGCUUUAUUGUUGGAUUUACAGCAUUUACAGCAGUUGAUGGCUGUUGUGUUAUGAGCUGUGCUGGUUAAUGCGGAAGGGAGAGGUAUUGGGCCAGCCUAGGUAUGGAAGCAAGAGACCUAAACAAGGGUCUUAGUUGCAUGGAUGGAUCAAAGGACUUUGUCUUAGAGAUGCCAUCUAGAAGAAGUCUAAAAUUUAGAUGUACCCUUGGUGCUAGGAUCUACAAAGAGGUUUCAGUCAGAGCUAAGUUGACGUACAAGCGUGAGUGACAGGUAGACUCGUGAUGUUAUCUACAGAUAUGCACAAAGAUAAUAGGAGGACUUUCAGAGAAGAGGAACCAUGUUCUACCUCUACUGAGGUUUAUCUUCCUGCUAGUCAUCCAAAGAAAGGAGAAAAAAGGCUAUGAUUUGAGUUUAGAUAGAGGGAGAUAGCUCUGGGAAGAGGAGCAGGUCUGUAAAUAAUCUGCAGAGAGAUCUUAGUUGUAUUUGUAUUUCAGAUGAGAUAAAUCAGAGAUAAUGUGGGAGGAUAAAAGGAGAAGACCAAGGAUACAGUCCUCUGAGAGUCUGUCAAAGAGCACUUGGAAGGAGGGCUUAAAGAGUGAUGCUGCUGCUCACUGGACCUGCAUGUCUGCUGUUCUACUGAGUUCCUUUGGCUCCUGAAAGUGUCCCAAUGAAUGCCAAAAUCAGUACAGGCUAGUCAGGAGCACCCAGCCAAGAGUGCAGUUUUGCGAGGUGGGGUAUGUCACCUUCUUAGUAGCCAUGAACUGUGAGGCCAACUUAGUGUGUCUUCUGGAGCUGAACCACUGGGGCCAUGAUAAAAUCCUACAAUGAUGUUUUGAAUGGGUGAAGUGAAGAGGGGAAAAGGGGAAUAAAAAAAAUGCCCAAGCAAACUGCAGUGACGAUUACUUUGGCGACCCUGCUGGGUGUUGCAGUAGGGGGCCUGGUUUUAUGGAAAGCAACCCAGCGUCGGAAAGGAAAAGCAUGCUGUAGUAGUCAGCAAGAGGAAGCAGUUGUAAACUCGGGAGAUGAGAAACUGAUUAAGGCAGAGGAUAAGGAGGUGCUUUCCUUAUUCAGAUCUCCCACUUUCUCCUGGGUAGAGAGGACCCUUGGUGCAGACAUAGUGAUAGUUUCAGAGCAGGAGGAGUGGGAUUGUGUUGAACCUUUGCUGAAGAAGGAGCUGGAGAAGUGGCCAGUGCUCGGAAUGGAUUGUGAAUGGGUAUCUGUGGAGGGAAAAGCAAAUCCUGUAUCCCUCCUGCAGAUGGCUUCCUCCAGUGGCCUCUGCGUUCUUGUUCGGUUGCCCAGACUGGUUGCCAGUGGACAGACUAUCCCGAGGACCCUGUUGGACAUCAUGGCAGAUAGUGCUGUGUUGAAAGUUGGGGUAGGAUGCUGGGAAGAUGCUUGCAAGUUACUUAAUGAUUAUGGUCUUCCAGUCAAAGGGAGCAUGGAUCUCCGGUAUUUAGCCAUGAAACAGCGGAAGGAUCUACUUCACAACUGCCUUAGCCUUAAGUCUUUAGCUGAAAAAGUCCUGAACUAUCCGCUUGACAAGUCUCCUCGUGUACGUUGCAGCAACUGGGAGGCAGAACAACUAACACAAGAUCAGGUUCUCUAUGCUGCUAGGGAUGCCCAAGUCUCACUGGCUCUGUUUUUCCAUUUGCUGGGAUUUGCCACCCUCCCUGCUAUAUCUGAUGGUGAAAACUCUGUUGCUGCUUGGGAAAAAGCACUGGCUAAAUGCCGGGCCUUUGUGGAUAUCCCAUUUAGAGGAAGAAGGAUUGGUAGCACAGGAGAGGAGAAGAGUGGAGAGGGACGCUCUCCUCAGAAAACAAAGACUCGGAAAUCAUCGGUGAAUGGCCAGCCCUCUGGCUGUCAGCAAGUGAAAGAUCCUCGGAGGCAAAAGAGAAAGCCUCUGGGUGUGGGAUAUUCUGCACGAAAGUCUCCACUGUAUGACAACUGCUUCCUGCAUGCACCAGAUGGACAGCCCCUGUGCACUUGUGAUCGCAAGAAGGCUCAGUGGUAUCUGGACAAGGGGAUUGGAGAGCUAGUUAGCACAGACCCAUUUGUGGUGAAACUGCGGUUUGAGCCUUCAGGACGUCCUGAGUCUCAAGUUGAUUAUUAUCUGACAGUCAAAGAGAACCUGUGUGUUGUAUGUGGCAAGCGAGAAUCCUAUAUCCGGAAGAACAUUGUUCCUCACGAAUACCGAAGACACUUCCCCAUCCAGAUGAAGGACCACAAUUCCCAUGAUGUGCUCCUGCUCUGCACAUCCUGCCAUGCCAUCUCCAAUUACUAUGACAACCAUCUCAAGCAGCAGCUGGCUGAGGAGUUUGGUGCCCCCAUCGGCUCGGAAGAAGGCGUGCGUUUGCUGGAGGACCCUCUGCGCAGGCAAGUGCGCUCGGGGGCCCGAGCACUGCUGAAUGCAGACAGCCUGCCUAACCCUCGAAGGGCAGAGCUUCUGCAAAGCAUCAAGGACUUCUUUAACACAGAGACAGUCACCCCCGAGAUGCUCCAGGAAGCAGCUGGUCUGGAAACCAGGAUCUGCAAUGAGAGCUACAUGCCACAUGGACUGAAGGUGGUGCAGUGUUUUGCUAAAGGAGGCCUGCGCUCCCUCAUGCAGUUGGAGAGACGCUGGCGGCAGCAUUUCUUGGACAGCAUGCAGCCCAAGCACCUCCCAGAGCAAUGGUCAGUGGACCAUAACCACAUGAAGCUGAUCCGAAAGUAUGGGGAGGAUCUUCAGAUUGAGCUGUCGUGAAACUACCUUCCUGGACUCUAGACAGUGUCUAAUGGACAUAUGUAACUGAAGGCGGAAGGACUGUUUUUAUUUCUAUGUUUCCACUAAAAUCUGGGCCUGGGUUUGCAAACAGGCAUCAGUAGAUUUGACAUUUAUAGAGUUAAAUCCAUUGACUUGAAUUUUCAGGUGGUUUGGAAUUUUUGAUCCUAUUUUGUCAGUGACUAGUUCAGUGCAAGAGUGAUAUGCUGAGGGAACCUGUCUUCUCAAAGUGACUAUGGAGUUAUUUUCUCCCCCCCAGGAUGUCUGAGGCCUCCAGACUGUCUCUCUUACUACAGAGCACAAUAAAUGAAUAUUUCCAGGUUUUCUGAUAUAAAGGAUAGCCAGGGGUGUAGAAAUAUCUGCACCCUUGGCUAUACUUUGAGAACCUCCUGAUAAAAGUCUGUCUUUGCUUUCAGUGUAGUUGUACGCAUAUGAGUUGUUCUCAGAGAAGACUCCCUGCCAGGGAGAGAUUCCUUGUUUGGAAGUGGCAAAGAAACCUUACAUUUUUUUGCAGAUUCUGAGCUGUAUCAGCAUUGCAGACAGGUCUCAGUGAGUUUCCUGGUGGCGGGUGCCUGAUGAGAAGUAACACUGACUCUGGCCGUAUGGAAGCACCCAUGUCGGUCAAGUCUUUUCUGAAAGAGCUUCCAGCAACACACAGUCUGUUGAGGGGAGGAAAAAAAAAAAAAGUUCUUUCCCGAUUCCACUUGUCUAUUAUGAAUAGCUCUUGAUGGGUACCUUUUCAUAUCAGACUGAAAUGAGGUCAAGUGUCUUAAAAGCGAUGAGAGGAGACAAAUUUAAUUUACAGACCAACAUCUUUUAAGAGGUCACACCAGGUGUGGCAGAAAACUGAAAAAUCCGAUAUUCUGUUCCUGGAUUUGACAUGUGUCGUGGCAAGCAGGUCAUACUCUCUCCAUGCCUGUUUCCCUGUCUCUAAAAUGGGACUAAUAAUGCUUAACUAUCUCACAAGGGUGUUGUGAGGCUUAAUUAAAUAACGUUUUUCUAAAAUGCUUUGAAAAUAUAAACCAGUGUGUGCUAAUUAUUACUGUUGUUUUUUAAAAUGUGUUGUUGUCUGACUUUCUUAAAUAUUCGUGGUUUUUGCCUGUUGCUAGACUUUAGUUAAAUAUAACUUUUUAAAAAUAUAUACCCCUUUCUGUGAAAUCA